Molecule: messenger RNA, 441 nt
Organism: Ornithodoros turicata
Lineage: Eukaryota; Metazoa; Arthropoda; Arachnida; Ixodida; Argasidae
Exons: 1
Coding region: 1-441 (146 amino acids)
Biological process (GO): DNA integration
Molecular function (GO): nucleic acid binding
Source: RefSeq, a predicted model, not a curated record
AUGGCAAAGAGUGCAUAUAGACUAUACAGGGCAGGGCCUAUGGACGGCAAGUACCAUUUCAUCUGCAUGGACGCUUCGUCAAAGUGGCCGGAAGCGAUUUGGACCCCGUCAACAAGCACAAGCAAUACUAUAGAGUUGCUUUCUGAAGUGUUCAGCAGAUGUGGCUUUCUAGAAACACUCGUAAAUGACAACCGGCCACAGUUCAAAUCAAAGGAGCUUGAAGGCUUUCUAGGAAGAAUGGUUAUUAAACACAAAGUCACAGCCCCGUUUCACCCAGCAACAAAUGGACGAGCAGAGAGAUACCUCCAAACUAUCAAGCUGUGCCUAAAAAAUGGAACACUCGGUGGCAAGGCUGACGGACAGUUUGCGGAACUUCCUUAUGGAGUAUCCAAGGACGCCAACGGCGGCUACGGGGAAGUUGCCUGCAGCAUUGUUUCUUGA